Messenger RNA from Umbelopsis ramanniana AG, 1035 nucleotides. RefSeq lists its product as uncharacterized. The transcript has 8 exons. The record is from RefSeq and is a predicted model, not a curated record. Gene Ontology annotation, cellular component: cytoplasmic ubiquitin ligase complex; cytosol. Gene Ontology annotation, biological process: nucleophagy; autophagy of mitochondrion; autophagosome assembly. NCBI's taxonomy places the organism in Eukaryota, Fungi, Mucoromycota, Umbelopsidomycetes, Umbelopsidales, Umbelopsidaceae. Gene Ontology annotation, molecular function: Atg8-family ligase activity. Bases 1 to 1035 code for a protein of 344 amino acids.
AUGUCUGUGCAAGACGUGUAUAACAACUUUUAUUCGAGAUUCUCCUCUGUCAGAGAAUACCUCGCUCCUGUGCUGAAGAAUAGUAAAUUCAAAGAAACCGGCUGCAUUACCCCUGAAGAGUUCGUUGCUGCAGGAGACUUUUUAGUUUACAAGUGCCCAACUUGGUCAUGGGAGGGUGGUGAUCCAAGUAAGCGAAGAGACUAUCUUCCCGCCGACAAACAAUUUUUGAUAACGAGAAAUGUUCCAUGUCUUCGACGAGCAAAACAAAUGGAAUACACAGAAGAUGAUAAAGAGACGGAGAUCAAAGACGAAGGUGAUGACAACAAUGAUGACGGAUGGAUGUAUACACAUAGCGAUAGAGGUUACAGGAACUUAUAUCAUUUUCCUUUGUCAGUGUACAAGACUAUCGACGAGAUUGCUCAUAAUAUCGUUGAUACUGAGGAAAUACCUGAUUUGCCUCCUAUCGGCGCAUUAAGCAUUGAAGACAACCGUACUCAAGCUGAAAAGGACGAGGAUCUGGAAAUAGACCCAGAUAGCAUUCCAGAUAUAGACGAUAUUCCGGACAUGGAAGACGACCUUUAUGAAGAAGAGGAGGAUCCAGCUGCACUGACUACAACUAGUGUUGAACCCAGCAAGGAUUUGCCAUCAACUAGCGAAGAGAGCAAAAUUCUUCAGGUGCGAACGUAUGAUGUCUUCAUUACCUAUGACAAGUAUUACCAAACCCCACGACUAUAUCUUUUCGGAUAUGAUGAGCAACGCCGGCCACUCAUGUCCAAACAAGUAUUUGAAGAUGUGUCCUCGGACUACGUCAAGAAAACGGUUACUAUCGAAGCACAUCCCCAUUUGAACAUUAGUUUAGCUUCCAUUCACCCAUGUAAACAUGCUGAUGUUAUGAAGAAAAUCAUCGAACGAAUGGCUCAGUCAGCAAAAGACCCAGAGAAUGACCUGCGUGUUGACCAAUACCUGAUCAUAUUUCUCAAAUUCAUGUCAUCUGUCAUGCCUACUAUUGACUACGAUCACACCAUCAGUGCCUGA